UGCGGAACUAGCUCAACAUUCGUUUGGCAGGAAUCUAAAAUAAUAAAAUUGGAUAAAGAACAUUUUAGAGAAUCUCCUGUUUCCAUAGAGGAUGAAAAACAUUUUAGAGAAUCUCCUGUUUCUAUAGAGGAUAAAGAACAUUUUAGAGAAUUUCCUGUUUCUAUAGAGGAUAAAGAACAUUUUAGAGAAUCUCCUGUUUCCAUAGAGGAUGAAAAACAUUUUAGAGAAUCUCCUGUUUCCAUAGAGGAUAAAGAACAUUUUAGAGAAUCUCCUGUUUCUAUAGAGGAUAAAGAACAUUUUAGAGAAUUUCCUGUUUCUAUAGAGGAUAAAGAACAUUUUAGAGAAUCUCCUGUUUCCAUAGAGGAUGAAAAACAUUUUAGAGAAUUUCCUGUUUCCAUAGAGGAUAAAGAACAUUUUAGAGAAUCUCCUGUUUCCAUAGAGGAUAAAGAACAUUUUAGAGAAUUUCCUGUUUCCAUAGAGGAUAAAGAACAUUUUAGAGAAUCUCCUGUUUCCAUAAAGGAUAAAGAACAUUUUAGAGAAUUUCCUGUUUCCAUAGAAGAUAAAGAACAUUUUAGAGAAUUUCCUGUUUCCAUAGAGGAUAAAGAACAUUUUAGAGAAUCUCCUGUUUCCAUAGAGGAUAAAGAACAUUUUAGAGAAUUUCCUGUUUCCAUAGAAGAUAAAGAACAUUUUAGAGAAUUUCCUGUUUCCAUAGAAGAUAAAGAACAUUUUAGAGAAUCUCCUGUUUCCAUAGAGGAUAAAGAACAUUUUAGAGAAUUUCCUGUUUCCAUAGAGGAUAAAGAACAUUUUAGAGAAUUUCCUGUUUCCAUAGAGGAUAAAGAACAUUUUAGAGAAUCUCCUGUUUCCGAUGGGCUACUGACAACCACGGAGUGUUACAUGAAGCAGAACAACCAACACUUAGUACAAAUGAGCUACUGA
Molecule: messenger RNA, 936 nt
Organism: Limulus polyphemus (Atlantic horseshoe crab)
Lineage: Eukaryota; Metazoa; Arthropoda; Merostomata; Xiphosura; Limulidae
Product: melanoma-associated antigen C1-like
Exons: 2
Source: RefSeq, a predicted model, not a curated record